Messenger RNA from Colossoma macropomum (tambaqui), 2275 nucleotides. RefSeq names its product neuron-derived neurotrophic factor, like (gene ndnfl). The record is from RefSeq and is a predicted model, not a curated record. The transcript has 4 exons. Lineage: Eukaryota; Metazoa; Chordata; Actinopteri; Characiformes; Serrasalmidae. Gene Ontology annotation, molecular function: protein binding. Gene Ontology annotation, biological process: extracellular matrix organization. The coding region runs from base 285 to 1976 and encodes 563 amino acids.
UGUUAGAAUAGAUCUCUGAGCUCAGAGAGAAAAAAGAGAGAGAGGAGUGAGGACACAGAGAGAGAGAUAAAGAGGAAGAGGAGAAAGAGCAGACAGCACAGAGAGGGAAGAAGGAAAGAGAGGAAGAGAAAGAGAGGUGAGAGAGAGGAGAGAGAGAGAGGAGAGAAAGAGGAGAUAGAGAGAGAGAGAGGAGACCGAGACAGAAGGAGAGUUAGUUGCUGUUCAGUGUGAAGUGGAGCUGAGAGAUCAUCACUGCUGCUCCUCAAACCCUCACUGAGGUCAGUAUGAGUGUCUCUGUGGCGACACUGACGCUGACCCUGCUGCUGUCCGGAGCUCCACCCCUCUCGGCCUUGCAGCCGGAGAAUGAGGUCCCCCUGCGGCCCACUGCCUGGCUGACUGACCGCACACACACACCUGUCUACCUGAACACCGGACGCACUCGCAGGCUCUAUUUCACUGUGCGGAAGAAGACACUUUCUCUGGAGCUGACCGUUAGUCCCUGUUCAGGAGCCGUGGAGUGGAGUCUGACCGCACGCUCGCUGAAGGACAAACCAGCCAAAUACACUAAAUGGAGCACCAAGAAGAGUUUUCCAGAGGUGUGGUGGAGAGGAUCUGGGACGGAGGCGCUGAUCCACAGCUACUCAGGCAGCGCAGUGGACACCUAUGAGGGUCCUGCAUAUGGUCUGGCAUCCAUCUACAUCCUGCGGCUCAAAUCCACAGAGCAGGAUACCCAAGUGGACGUUUAUCUUCAUGAAGGUCCUGGACCCUCAGGGGCUUUCCCUGAGCUGCCAGCUGACUCCCGGGUCCACACGCUAGGGGUCGGGAUGACCAGCGUCACUCUGAGCUGGACACCGAGCUUGUCCGUCACCAAGACAUCAAAACACAGCAAGAAACACAACUACGAGUACUGCGUAACGGUAAACCGCAAACACAACUUCAGAAACCUGUGCACCGCCCGUGAGGAGUCGAGGAAGGAGAGAGAGCGAGGGAGGAAACGAGGGAGGAAAGACAAACAUGGAAGAGAUACAGCACUACUGAAGACCUGGUGGAGCCAGCAGAGGGAAAUGUUUGAAGAUAACGGCUCCUCUGCUGUGAUCCAGGUGGACUUUGCGGAUCCAGACUGUGUCUGCAGGGAGGUGGAGAGUGUGUGCACUGUCUCUGACCUCCUGCCGGACACCCAGUACUACUUCGACGUGUUUGUGAUUGACCGGGUGAAUAGAACGAGCGCCAUGUAUGCUGGAACAUUCGUGCACACUCACACUGAAGCCCGUGGGGUUGUAACCCCUCUGAGGGAUAGUCAGGUGCAAUGGGUCACUCUGAGCUUAGGGUCGGAAGGUCAGCGGCGCUUCAGCUUCAGGCCUCGCGGUGGGCAGCAGAACGGCCUGCUGACCCUGCACAGCUGCAAUUCCACAAAGGCUAAAGUGACAGUGUCCAGCAGGGGGCGCCUGCUCUCCUCGCAGGAAGUGGGGGACCAGCUGGCCCAAAUCUGGCUCCAAGGGGGUCCCUCAUACCUCAUUCAGCUGCAGACACUGGACGCUACAACAUCCAAACCGGACCCAGAAAGGUCGAAGGUGUGUGUGAAAAUGCAGGCGUCAUCAGCGUUCCACCGCCGGGGGGUGCCGGUGCUGCCGGUCACUCUGCAGUUGAAGUCCUUCAAUAAACUGCGCAGCUGCAGCUCAGUCACUCUGGCCUGGAUGGGCACGGAGGAGCGCAGCCUGUACUGUUUAUACCAGAGACAGAUCUCCGACAAACUGGACGUCACUGACCGCUGCCUGGGGCCGGAGUCGCGUCCAGCAUCAGAGCGGAUCCUCUGUAAAUACUUCCAGGAACUGGACCCACGGCGAGCGGUCACUACAACGGUUAUUGAGGGGCUAAAUCCGGGCAGCAUGUAUAUGUUUGAUGUCUAUCUGAUGAGACGCUGGGGACUGCCCAUUAAAUACCACAGCAAAACAGUGAGGACCCGGAGAGAGUGCUGAGGACACAAGACCUGCAGAAACACUCAAUGGACAGAGCAGACUGACCGAUUCAAUUGUACAGAAGCCACAAAGAGGCUGUUCUGCACAGGAAUGAGCUGUGAAAAGAAAACCUGGCAAAAGAAAUUAAAUGAACUACAACCGUGGAAAAGUUCUUAAAGGGCCCGUAACACAAAAACACUGUUAAAGUUUCAAAAUGUACUGUUCACUCCCAGAGCAUGCAGUCCAUAUGGACCCCACCCCUUCAGCCUACAGCAGUUUAGCCCCGCCCCUUCAGCCUACAGCAGUUUAGCCCCGUCCAU